Parnassius apollo (apollo) is the source of this 666-nucleotide messenger RNA. The record is from the annotation of a GenBank genome assembly. NCBI's taxonomy places the organism in Eukaryota, Metazoa, Arthropoda, Insecta, Lepidoptera, Papilionidae.
UUGCAAGAAAGACAAAGAAUCUCUAGUGGACCUGUGGGAAGGCUGCAAAAAGGUUUUGUGGUGUGCAGUGAAAGGUCAAAGCGACGAAAAACUCAAGAAUUAAGAAGUAGUACAGGAAUUAAGAAGGAGUUAAAAUAUGCAGCUAAAAUUAAGCUUAGAUCAGAAGGUAAUGUUAAAGCUGCAAAACUUUUAGCUGACAUUGCUAUAAACAAUGACUCAGCGAAAAAUUAUAUUGAGAAAGACGAUGUUAAGAUUGCAAAACUAACAGAAGACAAAGCACUUUCUUCACUUACUAAUGCUAAACUAACUAAAUAUCAGUCUAACAUUAUUAGAAGUAAUACCCUUGAAGAAAAUUGUUACCAAUAUCCCAAUUACGAAAGCAUAAUGAAGGCAAUAAAAUGCUGCUAUCCUGGUAACAUCCUAAUAACUGAGAGUCCAGCAGAAGUACCUCUUCAGGAUCUCGUCGAUCACACACUAAGAAGGUUAGCUAUAUCACUCAUUUACGUACUUUCUAGAGUAGAAAAAAGUAAAUUAGAGAACAUGUGGCUCAUAAGUAAAUGGGGCUGUGAGGUUACUUCCGGCCAGGCUGAAUAUAAGCAGUUAUUUGAAAAUGCAGAUAUAUCUGAUGAUUUUUGGAUUAAAGGUGCCGGUGCCGGAUUAGGGUGA